CUGCCCAUUGGCGGUGAGUCUGAGGUAACAAGUUCUCCCAAGCCCUCCAAUAUGCGCAGAGAUGGGCGGUAGCUCUUUACGCAGCGCUCUCAAGUCUCUGAAGUUAAAACUCAUGCGCGCUAUUGUCGCUGAGUAUGUCGAGGCUCCGGGCGGAUAGAUGCAUGGGAAUCUCCGUGUAGACGUCCAGCUGACUCCCAACACUUUGGGUUUUUUUUUUCAUCGGGGCGUCUCGCAUCAGCAGCACGUUGGCACAGUGACUGUUUUCGGCUCUCAUCGGCUGCGAAGAUGUUGUUCCAUAGACUUCUCCUGUGUUUUUCAGUAACAGGUAUCGUUUCCGCGCAGCCCGACAGCUCUGGAUUAUUUUACGCACUGAGAUCAGAACUAUCAGAAGAUGCCAUCUUGGUGGCCAACAACGGAAUACGCGUGCCUUUCGGGAGAUCGGUCUUCAUCGAUCCCAUCAAUGAUUUGGUGAUCCAGACGCAGCCGGGAGACCGGUGCAGCAUCACCGUGCUGGAUAACGAUCCGCUCUCGCAGAGACCCGGCCACCUCUCGCCCAAAAAGUUUCCGUGUGAUUUCGGUCCCAGCGAUGUGACAUAUUCCCACUAUGGAUCCAGGAGUCCAGCCAGAGACAGGGUGAAGCUGCAGCUCAGGUACGACGCGCAAACCGAAACCGUUAUCAUCCCGUUCAUGAUGGAGGUGGAAGUAGUUUUUACGCAACUAGAGUUACUCACUAAAAACAUGCCUCUCACUGUUGAUAAUCUCAAAGGGAUCAGCAACCCGAUUGAUAAAAAGAUUUUAGAGUUUACUUAUGAUAGAGACUCGCACAAAUGUGAGGUGGCAUCGCUAUCCAGCGGCACCGCGCUGCCUAGAUAUGGGAAACUCAUUGAUGGGGGGAAACUUUCCCAAAUGAUGGACUGUGAUGAGUUCACACAAGCUGACAUCCGCUAUGAGCACACGUUUGAUCGCAAGUCUCCCAACAGAGACUAUGUUCCCAUGGUUGUGGAGCUGCAUGAUAAGGAGGGCAACCUAGUGAAACAGGAGUAUUUUCAUCUCAUGGUUCGCAUCAAGGAGGGAGAGGAAAACACUCCCCCUAAACCCAGCUUUGUGUCCAUGAUGAUGAUGGAGGUCAGCCAGUUUGUCAUGACCGCCCUCAUCCCUGACAUGCUGGCUGCUGAGGAUGCAGAGUCACACCCAGAUGAGCUUAUUUUCAACAUCACUUCACCUUUAUCCUAUGAGGAGGGCUACAUAGUCAGCACGGAUGACAGAAACCUGCCCAUCACAUCCUUCUACCAGAGAGACUUGCGUGAUUUGAAAAUAGCUUACAAGCCUCCCUCCCUGGACUCAGACACAGAGAGGAUUUUCCAGCUGGAGUUUGAGGUGGUGGACAUAGAUGGAGCUGUGUCAGACCCUUUUGCUUUCAUGAUUGUUGUGAAGCCGAUGAACACUCUGGCCCCCGUGGUGACGCGCAACACUGGUCAGCUGCUGUACGAGGGCCAGUCUCGGCCUCUCUUCAGCGCUCACAACCUGGAGAUCAGUGACGAGGACAACCUGGACAGCGUCACCGUCACGGUGGUGGACGGGCUGCGUCACGGGGACCUGGUGGUUCUGGGCUCCCACAGGAAAUUCUUCACACCUGCCGACCUCGCAACAGGCGUUGUUGUGUACCAGCAUGACGGAAGUGACACAUACAGUGACAACAUUGUCUUCAAGAUGACAGAUGGAAAGAAUGAAGUAGAAUUCCUCUUUCCUAUUACUAUCGUUCCCACUGAUGAUGAGCCACCUAUUAUAAAUGCCAACACUGGUCUGGUGCUGUUCAAAAAUCAAAUGAUGCCCAUUUCUCCUCUCAUGCUCAGCGCUGCUGAUAUUGACUCUGAGGACUCGACUAUUAAAUUCACUAUUGUCCCUCCUUUUUCUGUAAUUGGCACAGUGCUACUAAGGCAGUCAGAUGCCCCAGAGGACCCCUCCUCUUGGAAAUUCAAUGCUGAGGAUGAGAUGUAUGAGAAGGAGGUUACAGAGUGGCUUCAGAAAGAUAUCACUGACGGGAAGUUGUUUUACAAACACACAGGCCCUCACAACACAGACACAGUCAUGGAUCAGUUUGUAUUCACAGUUCAGGAUGACAACGACCCCCCAAACGUGUCAGGAGAGAACGUUUAUAUAAUCCGUGUUUUACCUAUCGAUGAUGUUCCCCCUGAGCUGUUCCCUGGCACCACACUGCAGCUGACAGUUCAGGAGUACAAACUCACUCAUUUUAGCAAAGAAGUUCUGCGCUACACUGACUUGGACUCUGAGGACCGUGAUCUCAAAUACACAGUUAUCCAACCCCCAACAGAUACAGAUGAAAAUAACCCGGUUGUGUUUGGUUCUUUGGUCCUGACAGACAGCCCCGACAUUGAAGUCACAGAGUUCACACAAGCUCAAAUUAACCAUCAUAAGAUCUCCUACGGCCCCCCAGAUGUUGAGCUGGGAAUCACAGCCCACGUCGUGCAGUUUCGCUACACUGUCGAAGACACGGCUGGGAACAGCGUGGAGGGAGCUUUCACUAUCUACCUGCAGCCUGUCAACAACAAACCCCCUCAGAUCACAAACACCGGCUUUACUGUGUUUGAACGGGGCAUGCACAUCAUCACCAUCGCUGAGCUGGAUGCCACAGACCUCGACACAGAGAGCAAACAAAUUACCUUCACUCUGAGCCAGCCGCCUAAACAUGGCCAGAUCCAGGCUGCAUUCACUGAUCUGGAGAGAAGAGGGGUUUUCAGACUUGAGGAUAUCUCAGAGGGAAAGAUAUCAUACAUUCAUAGCGGAGAGGAGACAGUAAGUGAUGAAUUUCAGCUGGAUGUCAGUGAUGGGAUUCAUGUUGUAACCGUGACGGUCAAAGUUAAUGUAAAGCCUGUCGAUGAUGAAACUCCAACCGUCAGCUUGCCUGCGGGAACAAUCGGGUCCCAUAUGGACGUGCUGGAAAAUGGAGCCACGGAAAUCACAACUAAUGUGAUUCAGGGCCAUGAUGACGACACGGAUGACCUCCAGCUUACCUUUAUCGUGGAAGAUCCUCCGGUUAUGGGGGAAAUAUUGGUCAAAGGAGUGCCUGCAACAAGGUUUACACAGGCUGACAUAAUUAAUGGUGUGGUUGUGUAUGCACACACUGGUGGAGAGAUCGGCCUCUCCUCUCAGCAGGACGGAUUCAAUUUGACUCUCACAGACAUGUCUGAUGAUUGGACUGUGGGUGGCAAUAAGGUCAACGGAGUCCACGUUCGAGUCACAAUCCUUCCUGUAGACAGCCAGGCCCCUGAGGUCGGAGUUGGAAUUCAAUUCAGUGUCAUUGAAGGAGAGAAAUACACCAUCGGCCCUCAGCACUUAAACGCUGAUGAUAACGACACUCCAACAGAUGAUAUCCUUUGCACCAUCAUUGUCCAGCCCACUGCAGGCUAUGUAGAGAAUAUAUCCCCAGCCCCAGGCUCAGAAAAGUCCAGAUCAGGAACAGCUGUCAGUGCUUUUACUAUCAGAGACAUCAGAGAAGGAAAUAUCCACUAUGUGCAGAGCAUUCACAAGGGAGUAGAGCCAGUGGAGGAUAGAUUCACAUUUAGGUGCUCUGAUGGCAUCAAUUUCUCAGAGAAUCAUUUCUUUCCUAUUGUCAUCAUCCCAGCAAAUGAUGAAAAGCCAGAGAUUUAUUUGAGGGAGAUAGCAGUGAUGGAAGGGAUGAACAUUGUCAUCGACACUCCCAUUCUGAAUGGAGCCGACAGCGACAUUCCACCUGAGGAGCUGAUGUUCAUCAUUUCCAAACCUCCUAAACACGGUGCCAUUUUGAACCAGCUAUCCACAGGCUCAGUUUUGGUGACUAAUUUCACUUUAGAGCAGAUUAGAGAGGCAUCAAGCAUUAUUUAUGAGCAUGACGACUCAGAGACAACGGAGGACAGCUUUGAUGUCAUUCUGACGGAUGGAAAGUACUCUGUGCAAAAAACUGCCGUGGUUAUGAUCAUCGCUGUUGAUGACGAGACCCCCAGGAUGAUCAUCAACGAUGGGCUAGAGGUGGAAAUCGGAGAGACCAAAGAAGUCAAUAACAAAGUGCUCAAAGCAACAGAUUUAGAUUCAGAUGACAGCACACUUACAUAUAUAAUCCGGUUUGGGCCUGGUCAAGGUUUCCUACAGAGAAAAUCUCCAUCUGGGUCUCUGGAGAACAUCACCCUUGGCAUGAAUUUCACACAAGCUGAAAUCGAUGCAGGGCUUUUAGUUUACACACACAACGGACAGGAGGGCAUUCGAGAUUUGGUCAAAUUUGAUGUGACUGAUGGAAUGAAUCCACUAAUUGAUCGUUACUUCUACAUCACUGUGGGCAGCAUUGACAUGGUCUUCCCUGAUGUGGUCAGUAAAGGAGUGUCUCUAAGAGAAGGUGGCAGAGUGACUUUGACCACAGAUCUUCUCAGCACCAGUGAUCUCAACAGCCCUGAUGAAAACUUAGUCUUCACUAUCACAAGGGCCCCUGUCAGGGGCCACUUAGAGUGCACAGAUACUCCUGGGAUGCCCAUUGUGUCUUUCACUCAGCUCCAACUGGCCGGCAGUAAGGUUUACUACAUCCACACGUCAGAUGAUGAGGUGAAAAUGGACAGUUUUGAAUUCGAAGUCACCGAUGGCUACAAUCCUAUUUUCAGAACAUUCAGAAUCUCCAUUGUGGAUGUUGAUAAUAAGAAACCAGUUGUGACUGUAAACAGCCUAGUUGUCACAGAAGGGCAGGUUAAGUUGAUCACACCAUUUGAGCUCACGGCUGAAGACCAGGACACGGCUGAGAAGCUGAUAAAAUUCACCGUCACCCAGCUGCCUAUUCACGGCAAACUGUUCUACAACCGGUCUACACCCGUCACCAGCUUCACAAAACAAGACCUGAAUGAAAACCUCAUCAGCUACAAACACGAUGGGACUGAAUCAGCAGAGGACUCUUUCUCCUUCACUGUCACCGACGGCACUCACACUGACUUCUAUGUGUUCCCCGACACUGUUUUUGAGACCAGACGACCUCAAACCAUGAUGAUCACGAUUGUGGCAAUUGACAAUGGUGUCCCUCAGAUUGUGGUAAACAAAGGUGCGCCCACUUUGAAGAUUUUGUCCACGGGGCACCUGGGCUUCCCUAUCACCUCCACAGUGCUGAGGGCAGAGGACAGAGACAGCACUCCGGCCUCCCUGCUGUUCCACGUCACCACCCAGCCCAAACACGGUUACAUUGUGAACCUGGGACAAGGAAACAACUCCAUCGACACAUUUAGUCAAGCUGACAUUGACGAGCUGAACAUCUGCUAUGUGCUGCGGAAUGAAGAAAACACCACGUCUGACCUCUUCCAUUUCUCUGUGGAGGAUAACGGUGGGAACAAGCUGACGGGGCAGCAGUUUCGUCUGGACUGGGCCUGGAUCUCUCUGGAGAAAGAGUACUACGUGGUGGACGAGGAGCAGAAGUUCCUGGACGUGGUGCUCAGACGCAGAGGUUACCUGGGAGAGACAUCUUUCAUCGGCAUUGGCACCCAGGAUGGAAGUGCGAAGAAGGAGGAGGACUUCAAGGGUAAGUCUCAGAGGCAGGUCCAGUUCAACCCAGGACAAACCGGAGCCACAUGGCGUGUUCGGAUCCUGACGGAUGGGAAGUACGAGCAGGCGGAGACCUUCCAGAUUUUGCUGUCGGAGCCGGUGAUGGGAGUGAUGGAGUUCCCGGUCACAGCAACAGUAGAGAUCCUGGAUCCCAGUGAUGAGUCGACUGUAUUCUUCCCUGAACAGAUCCACUCAGUAGAGGAAGAUGUUGGGGAGCUUUUCAUCCCGGUGCACCGCAGUGGAGACAUCAGCGAGGAGCUCAUGGUGGUCUGCUACACACAGCAGGGUUCUGCCUCGGGGACUAUUCCCACCACUGUCCUGUCUUACUCGGACUACAUCUCCCGUCCGGAGGAGCACAGCAGCCUCCUUCGUUUUGACAAGGGUGAGAGGGAGAAGCAGUGUCGCGUGGUGAUUAUUGACGAUUCGCUGUACGAGGGCGAAGAGAGCUUCAAUGUCACUCUCUCGCUGCCUGUCGGGGGACGUCUGGGAAUGCACUACCCCACCACCAAAGUCAACAUCUUGGAGGAUAUGGAUGAUGCUCCAGUGUUUUACUUUGGAGAGGUGGAAUAUCAUGUGGAUGAGAGUGAUGGACAUGUGGAGGUCAAAGUGUGGAGGACGGGAACUGAUCUGUCCAAGACUGGGACCGUCACCAUUCGCUCUCGCAAAGCAGAGCCUGUCUCUGCAGAAGCUGGUAUCGACUAUGUGGGCAUCAGUCAUAACCUGGACUUCGCCCCUGGUGUCAGCAUGCAGACGUUCAGGGUCACCAUUCUGGAUGAUCUGGGGCAGCCGGAGCUGGAAGGGAUCGAGAGCUUUGAGCUGGUGCUGCGUAUGCCGAUGAACGGCAUCCUGGGAGAACCUGGAAAGGCCACAGUCUUCAUCAAUGACUCAGUAUCUGACUUGCCGAAGGUCCAGUUCCGCCAGCCGCUGUACGCUGGCGAGGAGAGUGACGGUCAGAUCACAGCAACGGUGUACCGCAGCGGCGACAUCAGACACCAGUCCUCUGUUCGCUGCUACACCCGUCAGGGCUCCGCACAGGUCGCCUCCGACUUCGAUGAGCGACCCAACACGGAUGCGUCUGUCAUCAGUUUUUUACCAGGUGAAGUGGAGAAGCCGUGUAUUCUUUCCCUGGUUGAUGAUACGCAGUAUGAGGAAGGAGAGGAGCUGCGUCUGGUCUUAGGGAACCCGAAAAGCAACUCACAGUUUGGAGCAUCAGUGGGAGCUUUGAAUGAGACUCUGGUGAAAAUCAAGGACACAGCAGACAAACCCAUCAUUCGCUUUUUGGAAACCAAGUUCAGUGUCAGCGAACCGAAGGAAGCCAGCGCCGUGGCAACUGUGAGGAUCCCCGUGGUGCGAGUGGGUGACACAUCGAGAGUGUCACUGGUGCGAGUUCACACUAAAGAUGGGUCAGCAGUCUCAGGAGAGGACUACUACCCCGUGUCUCAGGACAUUGAGUUCAAACAGGGGGAUAAGCAGCAUGUGGUGGAGGUGGAGGUGCUAUUUGAUGGAGUCAGAGAAAUGAGGGAAGCGUUUACUCUCCAUCUGAAACCUGAUGAAAACAUGGUGGCUGAAACUCAGGUGACUAAAGUGAUAGUUUAUAUCGAGGAGACCAACAGCAUGGCUGAUGUCACCUUCCCCUCGCUGCCUCACGUGGUGUCGCUGCUAUAUUACGAUGAUGUCGACAGGACACCAGAAAACCUCCACCCACCAGCCGGAUACCCAGUCAUCUGUGUCACUGCUUGCAACACAAAAUACCCGGACUAUGACAAGACGGGCUCUAUCUGUGUCAGCGAGCACAUCAACAACACCUUGACCCGCUACCGCUGGCUCAUCAGCGCCCCAGCUGGCCCCGAUGGCGUCACCAGUCCCAUGAGGGAGGCGGACUUUGACACGUUCUUUACAUCCUCCAAGAUGAUUACAUUGGACUCGGUCUAUUUCCAGGCAGGCUCCAGGGUCCAGUGUGCCGCUAGGGCUGUUAAUUCUAACGGGGAUGAGGGUUUAGAGCUCAGCAGCCCCAUUGUCACUGUGAGCCGGGAGGAAGGCAUGUGUCAGCCACGUAAGAUGGGGACUGUUGGUGCUGAGCCGUUCUCUGCCAAGCUACGCUACACUGGAGCAGACGACCCGAAACACCCCAACCUCAUCAAAGUGACUGUCACCAUGCCUCACAUAGAUGGUAUGCUGCCGGUAAUCUCCACUCGCCCUCUCAUGAACUUUGAACUGACCCUCAGUCCCGACGGGACCCGGGUGGGAAACCAUCGCUGCUCCAACUUGCUCGACUACAAUGAGGUCACCACAGGUCACGGCUUCAUCACCGCCUCGACACGCAGCCCUGAGAGCAUGGGAGACUCAGCGCCGUAUCAGUUCAGCAGCCCUCUGCGGGGGAACAGCACACUGCGCUUCUACAGGAACCUCAACCUGGAAGCCUGUCUCUGGGAGUUUAGCAGCUACUACCACAUGUCCGAGCUGCUCACUGACUGUGGAGGAACCAUAGGAACUGAUGGACAGGUGCUGAACCUGGUCCAAUCCUACGUGACCCUGCGGGUGCCUCUUUAUGUCUCCUAUGUGUUCCACUCCCCCGUCGGCACCGGCGGCUGGCAGCACUUUGACCUGCAGUCGGAGCUGCGCCUCACUUUUGUGUACGACACUGCUAUUCUCUGGAAGGACGGCAUCGGCAGCCCCCCUCAGGCAGAGCUGCAGGGUGCUUUGUAUCCUACCAGCAUGCGCAUAAAUGAUCAGGGACGUUUGGUGGUAAAUUUCCGCACCAAGGCUCAUUUCAGGGGUCUGUUUGUGGAGUCGCAUUCUUCGGGCAGAAUAAAAAGAGCCGCUACCUCCAUGUCAUCCAUGGUGAUGAGUGUGGACCACCCUGGCCUGACAUUUAACCUCACCUUAGUGAGGAGUGAGCCCACCUACAACCAACCAGUCCAGCAGUGGACCUUCACCUCUGACUUUGCAGUGAGAGACUACUCUGGGACCUACACAGUGAAGUUGAUCCCCUGUACAACAGCCCAGAAUAUGGAAUACACAGUUCCACCUGUCUGCAGCCCCAGAGAACCAGUUACUUUCGACUUAGACAUCCGAUUCCAGCAAGUGAGUGAUCCAGUUGCAGUGGAAUUCAGCCUGAACACUCAGAUGUUCCUGCUGUCCAAGAGGAGCCUGUGGCUUUCUGAUGGAUCAAUGGGUUUCGGUCAAGAGAGUGACAUAGCCUUUUCUGAGGGUGAUACAGUAUAUGGUCGUGUCAUGGUGGACCCUGUGCAGAAUCUGGGAGAUUCCUUCUUCUGCACCAUAGAGAAGGUGUUCCUCUGCACUGGUGCUGAUGGAUACGUACCCAAGUACAACCCGACCAAGUUCGAAUUUGGCUGCCUGGCUGACUCCCCGUCACUGCUUUAUCGAUUUAAGAUUCUUGACAAGGCUCAGCCAGAGACUCAGGCGCGUGUGUUUGGCGACGUCAGUUUUAAUGCUGUGCUGGCAGUGGAUGAUCCAUCAGCCAUGUUGCUCGUUAGACAACCAGGAUCUGAUGGCUUUAGACUAGACUCUACAGCCAUGUUCCAGGUUGCUGCAGGCCGGGAAUGGUACAUCCACACCAUUUACACAGUUCGCUCCAAAGAGAAUGCCAACAGAGGCAUUGGAAAGCGCAGCCUAGAGUACCACUCCCUGGUUUCCACCAGCAACGAGCUCGCCUUGACCUCGUCAAGCUCAAAAGGCCGUCGCUGGAGGAGGUCAACUGGCGCUGAUGCCCCAGCAGUCGCUGAAGAUAUCGGAGUAGACAACAACCGCGGUACCAACAUUAUGCACAUCGCCUUGGACCGAACCAAGCGUAGGUCAGUUGGGUCGAAUGAGCUGUUUGCUGAAGGGCUGGAACAUAGUGAGCUGAACACAGAGGAGGAAGAGGAGGGUCUGGUGACCGUGGUGGGGGCACUGGUGGGGCUGCUGCUGACUGUCCUCGUUACUGUCACCAUCAUACUGGUGCUGAGAUCCAGACAGAAGGAUGGGAAGGAGGGAUGGAGGGAGGGAGUGCAGGAGGUGGUGAAAGGGUCUGUCAGUACGGAGCCCAUGCUGGUGGUGAGGAUGCAAGACUGCCACAACAGCUCAGAGGUCUGAGCAGCGAAUGCAUGGAUGGACAGAUGGACAAUGAGAUGUAGGGAAUAUGUGGGGGCUUUUAUAAUUUUUUUGGAUUUUCUUUAAAAAAAAAAAAAAAAAAAACUGGUAUUGAAUUACAUUCACAACACCAAAAAUAAAGAUGCGUUAUUAGGUGUGCCUGUUAUUGGGGGGGAGAUUUUUACAAUGUUGAAUCCAUGACAUACCUUGAUCAUAGCAAGCAACAGCAAACAGCACAGCAGUCCUAUUUGCUGAUUUUUAUGUCACAUGCCAACUUGUGCUGAUAGUAGCUUGGUAUUCCUUGUCUCUCUUACUGGCUUUAUGGUGUUAAAGUGCCUGAAGCAACUGUAUCCCUUCAGGACGGUCCCACUCACCGAGAUAACCCUUUUCACAGAGCAAGUGUCAGGCCAUGUCGAAGAUGUAGUGCCGCAGGUGUACCUCUGGCAAAAAGGGAUUAGAUAAUGUCAGGAUUCAUAGUAAAAGGAACAGUUCACCUCAAAAAGAAGAUGUUAUUGACCGGCUGCCAUGCUGGUCAAAAUUCACUGAAGUUCGUGAGCCCUAGUAUUUAUGUGUAUGCAACAAGCCCAUCUUUUCUACAGCUUGCAAAGCAUAAAAUAGAUUCUGCACACAUAUUUUGCAGUACACUCUAAGUAUUAGAAGUCUAACAGUUGCAUGAUGGAUGCAAACGUCCAGUACUCGUUGUAUUGUCUCACUUACUCUCCCUAAAGUUGUUAUAAACUAUCCACUGGCAGAGGAUACUAAUGGAAAUUGGACCUGUAGCCUCAUUGUUUGGCUUCAGAACAAUUAUGAUGGAUCUAUGCUGCAGUAUAUACUUUAAUAUUCAUUCUGGGGUGAACUGUGCAUUUACAUUUUUGUCAAGAAAUAUUUGCUGGCACAGGACACACUGGAUUACACAAUGUGCGCUGAAAAAUAUAAAGACAAGAUGGCACCACUUGUUUCUUAUCUGUGAACUAAACCUGCAGAACUCCAGGAGGUGAAUACCACUACUGAUAGAAUUUAUGUUUAUAAACCAGCUUAGCAUUUUAAUCUUUUACCAUGUCUAAUGUUCUUUAUUUUGUUUACUGUUUUAUGAGGAAUGUUUUCCUACAUGUAUUAAGCAUUUCUAUUGCUGCUGAGUUGGGUUGUUUAUGUUUUUAAAAAUAUUUUCUUCAGUUAUUUACUCAUUUGUGUGUUUUACAGAUCAUCUUUGCUCCUAGUGCCAUGUUUACUCCAUCCUCACAGUGUCGUUGCUUCACUGUGUUUCUGGGACAUUGUCAUAUUUAUUUAAAAAUAGGGCAUAAUGUUUCUUUUUUUUUCUUUUUUUUGUAAUAACACUGGUUAAAACGUAUGUAUGUAAAAAGACACUCAUCUCAGGAGUUAUUUCUUUUACAGAGAAUGGACUGUGUGUUGUAACACAAUUUACUACUGUUGACUGAAGAGAAUCUCUAUAGAGCCACCUUCAACUCCCCUGUUACACUGCUAAUAAGUGCGGUGCUGUGAACAUGCAAAUGCUGUAUCCAUAGCCAAUGACCUGACCCUUGUUCUUCUCACAUUAUGUUCCUCUAAGCUUUAUUUGUCACUAGUGCUGUGUGGGAUUUCAGUGUUCUGACUCAUGUUUUUUCGAACAAACGAUGCAAACAAAAUAGCUGCUUACAGAUCAGUAUGUCACCAUGAAAAAUAUCCCAUUUGAUAUAAACUCAUUUCUUUGUUGAUGUCAUUGGUGAAAUUUCUUGUUUGUAUGUAUUGUUAAACCUGUGUCUUACCCUGCUAUGGAUAUACAACAUGCUGAGAUCAGUGUUCCUGAAUAAUUGUCUUAUUAUGGUGUUGAUUGUCAUCAUUGUGUAAUUAUUUCUAAUAUUCAUCAGGGUGAGCUGAUGUGAUGAACAUGAGCUGGAAAUCUGCUGAGGUGUGAUUCAGCGAGGGAUGUGAGGAUUUAUACAACUAAUAACCAGCUGAAAACCUGUGUUUUUUAAUUAUUAUUAUUUUUUGGCCCUGAUGAAUUUGGAAAUAACAUCAUAUCUGACAUCAAAUGCACUUUUUGAGUCACAUCCCUCACAUGCCAGUACAAGCUAUGCAAUGUAAUGUAUACCCCACAGCCAGUUAUCCCCAUGUAUCGGACAAUUUUAGCACAAUCAAACUUGAUAUUCACUUUGUGUCUUUUUAUGAAUGGGUUUUUAAGUAUAUGUAUUUAAGAAUAAAUAUUGUUUACUGGUGCCUAA
Amphiprion ocellaris (clown anemonefish) is the source of this 11879-nucleotide messenger RNA. It is a transcript of the gene frem2a, whose product is annotated as FRAS1 related extracellular matrix 2a. Gene Ontology annotation, cellular component: membrane. Bases 286 to 9663 code for a protein of 3125 amino acids. Gene Ontology annotation, biological process: homophilic cell-cell adhesion; cell communication. Gene Ontology annotation, molecular function: calcium ion binding. The record is from RefSeq and is a predicted model, not a curated record. The transcript is spliced from 24 exons. Lineage: Eukaryota; Metazoa; Chordata; Actinopteri; Pomacentridae.